Phacochoerus africanus (Common warthog) is the source of this 3660-nucleotide messenger RNA. It is a transcript of the gene ODF2, whose product is annotated as outer dense fiber of sperm tails 2. Bases 477 to 2951 code for a protein of 824 amino acids. The record is from RefSeq and is a predicted model, not a curated record. NCBI's taxonomy places the organism in Eukaryota, Metazoa, Chordata, Mammalia, Artiodactyla, Suidae. Gene Ontology annotation, biological process: regulation of cilium assembly. The transcript has 22 exons. Gene Ontology annotation, cellular component: centrosome.
GGAGCUGGUCUGCAUCCGCCGCGGCGUCUCCAUGGCACGACCCUGGCCUCCGACUUCAACGACUUCAUAAGGAGGCGUUUCUGGGCGCAGCCGUGUCGCUCCUGGACAGUUGCUGUGCGACUUGGACAGUAGAGGAGCGCCUCCCAAGUUUUCAUCCACCUGCCACCCCCAAAGCUUCCACCCUUCUCCCCUCAGAGAGGACGUUUGAUGCUGGGCCCCUGAGAUUCUCAUUGACAAGCCCCUCUGGGUCCCCCUGAGCAGAGCCUGCUGACCCAAUUGCCCACCUUUGCGGCUUUGAUGCCUAGCCAUGUCUGCCUCAUCCUCAGGCGGCUCCCCCAGGUUUCCAUCGUGUGGUAAGAACGGAGUAACGAGUCUCACGCAGAAAAAGGUCUUGAGGACACCUUGUGGCGCACCCAGUGUGACCGUGACGAUCAACCUUUUUUGAGUUGUCCUCCCCCGCCUGCCAGAAGCGAACCAUGAAGGACCGCUCUUCAACACCCCCCUUACAUGUUCACGUGGAUGAGAACACCCCUGUCCACGUCCACAUAAAAAAACUCCCGAAAGCAUCCGCGACCAGCAGCCAGAAAUCUCAUAAGCGCGGAAUGAAAGGGGACACCGUGAAUGUGCGGCGGAGUGUCCGGGUGAAAACCAAGGUACCUUGGAUGCCCCCUGGAAAAUCAUCCGCCCGGCAUGUGGGAUGCAAGUGGGAGAAUCCACCUCACUGCCUGGAGAUCACGCCACCGUCUUCAGAGAAGCUGGUCUCCGUGAUGCGGUUAAGUGACCUCUCCACAGAAGAUGAGGACUCGGGUCACUGUAAAAUGAACCGUUAUGAUAAGAAGAUUGACAGUCUAAUGAACGCGGUUGGUUGUCUCAAGUCUGAGGUCAAGAUGCAGAAGGGAGAGCGCCAGAUGGCCAAGAGGUUCCUGGAGGAGCGCAAGGAGGAGCUGGAGGAGGUGGCCCACGAGCUGGCCGAGACCGAGCACGAGAACACGGUGCUGAGACACAACAUCGAGCGCAUCAAGGAGGAGAAGGACUUCACCGUGCUUCAGAAGAAACACCUCCAGCAGGAGAAGGAGUGCCUCAUGUCCAAGCUGGUGGAGGCGGAAAUGGAUGGGGCUGCCGCUGCCAAACAAGUCAUGGCCCUGAAGGACACUAUCGGGAAGCUCAAGACGGAGAAACAGAUGACCUGCACGGAUAUCAACACCCUGACGAGGCAGAAGGAACUUCUCCUGCAGAAGCUGAGCACGUUUGAGGAGACCAACCGCACCCUCCGAGACCUGCUGCGGGAACAGCACUGCAAAGAGGAUUCCGAAAGGCUGAUGGAGCAACAAGGAGCCCUACUGAAACGGCUGGCGGAGGCGGACUCGGAGAAAGCGCGCCUGCUGUUACUGCUGCAAGACAAGGACAAGGAGGUGGAAGAGCUCCUCCAGGAAAUACAAUGUGAGAAGGCUCAAGCAAAGACAGCCUCUGAGCUUUCGAAGUCCAUGGAGUCCAUGCGUGGGCAUUUGCAGGCACAGCUUCGGUGCAAAGAGGCAGAGAACAGUCGCCUGUGCAUGCAGAUCAAGAACCUGGAGCGCAGCGGAAACCAGCACAAGGCGGAAGUGGAGGCCAUCAUGGAGCAGCUGAAGGAGCUGAAGCAGAAGGGAGAUCGGGACAAGGAGUCCCUGAAGAAGGCCAUCCGGGCCCAGAAGGAGCGCGCCGAGAAGAGCGAGGAGUACGCUGAGCAGCUGCACGUGCAACUUGCUGACAAGGAUCUUUAUGUCGCUGAAGCUCUAUCCACUCUGGAAUCAUGGAGGAGCCGCUACAACCAAGUUGUGAAAGACAAGGGAGACCUCGAGCUGGAAAUUAUCGUCCUGAACGACCGGGUGACAGAUCUCGUAAACCAACAACAAACCUUGGAGGAGAAGAUGCGGGAAGACCGGGACAGCCUGGUGGAGAGACUACACCGGCAGACCGCCGAGUAUUCCGCAUUCAAGCUAGAGAACGAGAGGCUGAAGGCUAGCUUCGCCCCGAUGGAGGACAAACUCAAUCAGGCGCACAUCGAGGUUCAGCAGCUGAAGGCAUCGGUGAAGAACUACGAGGGAAUGAUUGACAACUAUAAGAGUCAGGUGAUGAAGACCAGACUGGAGGCUGAUGAGGUGGCUGCCCAGCUGGAACGCUGUGACAAAGAGAACAAGAUCCUUAAAGACGAGAUGAACAAAGAGAUUGAAGCGGCACGGAGGCAGUUCCAGUCCCAGCUGGCUGACCUGCAGCAGCUGCCCGACAUCCUCAAGAUCACGGAGGCUAAGCUGGCAGAGUGCCAGGACCAGCUGCAGGGCUACGAGAGGAAGAACAUCGACCUCACGGCCAUCAUAUCAGACCUGCGCAGCCGGAUCGAGCAUCAGGGGGACAAGCUGGAGAUGGCGAGAGAGAAACAUCAGGCUUCCCAGAAGGAAAAUAAACAGCUGAGUCUGAAGGUGGAUGAACUGGAGAGGAAACUGGAGGCGACCAGUGCCCAGAAUAUCGAGUUCCUACAGGUGAUCGCCAAGAGGGAGGAGGCGAUCCACCAGUCCCAGCUGCGGCUGGAGGAGAAGACACGAGAAUGUGGGUCCCUGGCGAGGCAGUUGGAGAGCGCCAUUGAAGAUGCUAGGAGGCAGGUGGAACAAACCAAGGAGCACGCAAUCUCCAAGGAGCGGGCUGCGCAGAACAAAAUCCUGGACCUUGAGACCCAGCUGAGCAGGACCAAAACGGAACUCAGCCAGCUGCGGCGGAGCCGGGAUGAUGCUGACCGCCGCUACCAGAGCCGGCUGCAGGACCUGAAAGAUCGCCUGGAGCAGUCAGAGAGCACCAACCGCAGCAUGCAGAACUACGUCCAGUUCCUCAAGUCGUCCUAUGCCAACGUAUUUGGGGAUGGUCCCUACACCACCUUCCUGACCAGCUCUCCCAUUCGCUCCCGAUCUCCUCCUGCCUAGGGCCGCCACCCUUGGGCGGGGAGCCCAGGUGGAUGCCGUGGGAACCGAGGCCUUGCUAAGCCAUACCUGGAAAGCCUGCUGGUUUUCCUCUCUCAUUUCGUGGUGAAGUACGUUCGGGAUCUUGUCCUAGCUACUAGCUCCCGAAAAGUGCCUGAGGCAGCCGGAGAUGCAGCAGGACCCCUUGGUUCUCUCCUCUCUGAUAGCAUCGCCCGACGGAAGUUUUUAAUUUCCAUGGCAGGCCUUAACAUCUUUUACUCCUAGGGUCAGGUUGUAACCCACCCGGACUUUGAUUGUUCCUUUCCCAAGAGAGCGUUUGGGCUGGACUUUCCAGUCCCCUUACAGGGGUCCUCUUUUUAGGGCUCCUUCUCUUGGGUUUUCUCUGACCUGAACCAGCAGGUGCUGUUUGCCAGAGGUCCUCACCCCUCUUCACAGAUCGCUUGCUGUUUUCCUUAUUUCCUGGGUACGGUGUUUCCCCCAAGGGGCUCCCUCCCAGGCCCAGUGGAAACCUCUCAUGGCCAAGUUUCCUUGAGGCCACUGGCCCUCACAUACUUCCCAACAGUCACGCGAGGGCUUAUAUCCCGUUGGCUUUGUAAAAGCAGAAUACCAAUCUCAUGGGCUUUUGAGCCUCUUUGCCAGGUUUGUUCCUAUAGGAGGCAUUUAUUCUUGAAAGAAAUGUGUGUCGUUUUACAAAAAGCUUUUAUAAUCAAUA